Molecule: messenger RNA, 3751 nt
Organism: Limulus polyphemus (Atlantic horseshoe crab)
Lineage: Eukaryota; Metazoa; Arthropoda; Merostomata; Xiphosura; Limulidae
Product: methylcrotonoyl-CoA carboxylase beta chain, mitochondrial-like
Exons: 13
Coding region: 950-2641 (563 amino acids)
Biological process (GO): L-leucine catabolic process
Cellular component (GO): methylcrotonoyl-CoA carboxylase complex; mitochondrion
Molecular function (GO): methylcrotonoyl-CoA carboxylase activity
Source: RefSeq, a predicted model, not a curated record
CUUAUUAGACAAGUAUAUAGCUACAGUGUGAACUAGAGUAGAAAAUAAAAUUGAGGAAGAAACUUUCUUGUUCGGUUUUAUUUACUGAAACACGGAUUUAUCCCAUCAAAUUACUAUAUCCUAAGAUUCCUGAUUUCUUAACAUUGAGAAAAAGGCACAACUAACUAAUGGACUCUGUUUAUCUGGUCACUAAUACAACAGCAAGAAUGGAUUAGUACCAGCUAGAGUUAGGCCUAGACCUACAUCUAAUGUUGAAGAUUUUUGUGAUGAGAUUGAGAAUUGCGGAAAAUGCAAUACCACUGUUAAUGUAAGAGAUGUGGCACUGAAUUGUGAAACAUGUGAUCAAUGAUUACAUUGUAAAUGUAUUAUUAUUUAAGGUUAGUAAGGAGUAAUUUAAAGCUGUUGCCCUUAUUCAAAGUUAAAGAUGAGGUAAGAUGAUUUUUGUGAAACUUGUGGUGAUAAAGUUCUAAUCAGGUGUUAGAAAAAUUAAAGAUCUAGAAGUAAGAUUGGAUGAUAUUGAGGAUAAAAUUGAAGAAACUCUUGAGAAUAUAGCAGACGAGUAUUUAAAUGAACACUUUGAGAGAGAGAAGAGGAAAGUCAAUAUUAUGAUAUUUGGUAUUAAAGAAGCCUCAGAUGUAAGAAAUGAUCAGACUAGACUGGGUUAUUACUUAAAUCAAAUAUGUGGCUUACAUGAAGGUAUAUCUCCAGACUUUUAGAUAAAAGCUGUUCCAAUUGAGAAAAUAUUCAGAAUAGAUAAGAAAAAAAAAAGGGCAAUUUCAAUUUUAGGCCCAGAUCCAUCUGCUUAAAACAUUUGGAACCAAAGAUGAAACACCCAAUUCUUAAUGCUGCCAAACUUAUCAAAAGUGAAUUUAAGAAGAAGGUGUUUAUUGUUCCUGAUCUUCCUAUGAAACAACAUGAAAUGUCAAAGAAAUGAACUGAGAGACAGAAAAUGCAAAGCAUAUGCAAAUUCAGUAUGAAAACUGUUGCCGGUCACCUGAUGAAGAGAAUGAGAUUGUCACAGGCUGUAAAAUCAUUACAGCUCUUUCCAGGGAGAUGUGUUUCGACGUUUAACAAGCAUUUCAAGAUGCUGAAAGGUGAAGUGGACACAAAGAAUCAACAGUAUAUAAAGGGUCUUGAACACUCAAUGACUUUGAAACAACAGAUUCAGUCUAUACUCAGUAAAGUGAAGAGUGGUGGGGGUGAGAAAGCCAUUCAUCGACACACAAUUGUGAAUAAAAAAAUUUUUGUUAGAGAGCGACUAAAAAUGCUGUUUGAUGAAGACUGCGAAUUUCUGGAGAUUGGUGCUUUAGCUGGUCUCAGAAUGAAUUAUGGUGAUGUGCCUGCAGCUGGUCUGGUACUUGGUAUUGGAAAAAUACAUGGAAAAUGGGGUAUUGUUGCUGCAAAUGAUGGCACGGUAAAGGGAGGAGCUAUGUUUCCUGUUACUGUUGCAAAAAUGCUUCGAGCUCAACGACUAGCCCUUCAAAAUUUCCUUCCUACUGUAUACCUUGUAGACAGUGGUGGUGGAUUUCUUACUCAUCAGGCCGAGUUGUUUCCAGAUCAGGAUCAUGGAGGUCGUGUAUUCAGAAAUGAAGCUGUUUUAGCAUCCAGAGGCAUUCCUCAGAUCUCUGUUGUAUGUGGUCCUUGCACUGCUGGAGGAGCAUAUUGUCCAACUAUGACACAAGAGGCAAUCAUUGUGAAAGGAAUCGGAACAUUAUACCUUGGAGGACCUCCUCUUGUGAAGGCUGCAAUUCAGGAGGAAGUUACUGAAGAGGAACUUGGGGGUGCUGACCUCCAUUGUAGGUUGAGUGGUUGUCUUGACUAUUAUGCGGAGAAUGAAGAAGAAGCCCUAAGUGUGUGUCGAGACAUUUUUCUCACACUGAAUAUGGAAAACAUUCAAACCGACAAGUCAUAUUCCCAACCAGUUUUUUCAGUUGAAGAGUUGCCAGGUCUUGCAGGACAGAAAUCUAUUGCCAAAGAUGAUUUGUACAAGAUACUAGCUAGAUUGUUAGAUGGCAGCGUGUUUCAGGAAUUCAAAGAACAAUAUGGCUCAAAUUUAAUUACUGGAUUUGGCAACAUUCACGGGUUUUUGGUUGGUAUUCUUGCUAACUGUGGUCCAGUUAGUUCAGCAGAUGCAUUGAAAGGCUCACAUUUCAUACAGCUGUGCAAUCACCGAGAAAUUCCACUCGUUUUUCUUCAGAAUUUUGCUAGUCAAGAUUUUCCUGAAAGUGGCUUAGAAAAAGGAUUGGUACUUAAAGACAGAGCAAAUAUGAUAGCUGCCCAUGCAUGUGCUACCGUUCCAAAAAUUACAAUCAAUAUGGGAGGCUCAGUGGGAGAUCAUGACUUUAUAAUGUGUGGAUGGUCAUUUGAGCCUAAUUUCCUUUUCUCUUGGCCUUCUGCUCAAACCCAUUCAAACUACCACAGGGAAACUGGAAAUUCUAUGGAUGACGGAAAGAAAGCAACAGAUCCAUUUCUUCAAUCAACAAGUGCAUUUUCCAGAAGCGCAAACAUGUUACAAGAUGGGAUAAUUUUUCCUGAGGAUACAAGACAGGUUCUUGGCACUUGUUUAGAGAUAGCGUGCGUUGGUUACAGAAGGUCCCGUAUGAAAAAAGUGCAGACAACAAGUGCUGUUCUAAGGAUGUAGAAAUUAUUAGAUUACCAUGAAAUCAUGUUGUAUACAAUUAUAUUUUUUAUAUAAGUUUUUUUUUUUUACUAAUUCAGUGAAGGUUUUUAUUGUUAAGUAAAAUUUUAUCAGUAAAACCUUUAAAGUAUAUCUAGAUUUUGGUCGUUGCAAUGCAAUUUCUGAACGUGUCAUUGAGAUUAAUUUGUUUUUUAAUUCAUAAAUAUAAUGAAAAAAUAACUUGUUUGAUUUAAAGAGUUUAUUAAUUUUUGUGUAUUGGGAUUUUAUUGGAAUGAUUUCUAUCGAAGUUUUAAAUGUAUAGGAUCGGUUGAACUGUUUUACUUUCCAGAACAAUUUAAGAAUGAAACAAAUUGUAUCAGUAUUGAGUAUGUUUAAAAAUGAUAGUAUCCUGAAUGUUUGAAGUCGUAUAAAUAUCAAAACCGUAAGUUUAGUUAUAAAUGAAUGCUUUUUGAAGAGUUCCUGUGUUUUUCUCCAUAUCACAUCUAACAUUUAUAUAUUUCUUUUAUAGUAUGUUAAUAAAAUAUUAUUUCAUCCAGAGCUUCAAAAGUAAGCUUGAGGGCUUAUAACACUAAAAUUUGUGGUUUAAUCUCUGUAGCGGUUACAGUACAGAUUGUACUUACACAAGCAAACAAUAAAACUCUUCUACAUUAAACAAUCUUUAAAUUGAUCUAACGUUUAGAGUGUAAACAAAAGCAGUUAAGCUUGUUAAACUGUAAAAACUGAAUAGAAUAACAAUCCACAGCUUUAAAAUAUUUACAUAUAAAUUGUUAAUGUCUAAAAAUAAAUGUUUAAAAUCAUUAUAAGAGAAAUAUUUUGGGGGGGAGGACCAAUGAAGGCUUUAUGGUUGAAAUGUUGAUAACCUAUUUCUCUUUCAUUUACUAUGAUUGUAAACAUUUCUUUGUAUUUGCAGUGAUAACUAAAGAACAAAUUGUUGUCAUGUUGAGUUGUUAGUUUGCUGCAUUAGAUAUUAUUUUAUACAAAUAUAGAUAUUUGAGAUUUUCCCAACAUAAUGGGUUCUAACAUGUUUGUCUCAAACUAGGCAACUACUGCUUUAAACUUAGAAACAUACGUUUUAAUAUUUUAAUUUAAGUCUCACCAACAAAUAGUGAGAUU